AUGGAACCUGUGCCUGAGGCUGUGCAGGAGAAUAUUGCCAGGCUUAAUAAAGCCCUUAUCGCCAAGGUACUGGGGCGUCAUCUUCCCUUUCCUUUCCUCAUCUCUGUGCUUAAGAUUCUUUGGGGUCAUUUUGGGCCUUUCGAGGCCAUCUCCUCUGCUCCCAACACGGUUAUCUGCAAUUUCUCGUCCCCCGAGGCACGUGAAGCUGUGCUGCAGGGCGGGCCGUGGUUGGUUGCCGGAAAUAUUGUUGGGUUGGGCAAAUGGUCCUUUUCGUCUUCUCCUGCCUCUGUCGAGGGACUUUGGUCCCCAAUUUGGAUUCGCUUGCCUGAGCUUCCUCUUAUUUAUUGGGAUGUGGCUAACCUCUCUCGGUUAGCAAGUAUGAUUGGUGUUCCCCUUUGGAUGGACUCGUUUACCAGCACCUGGGGACGCUCCUCUUUCGCUCGCAUCUGUUUCAGGAUGGACCUGUCACGGAAGCUGCCGCCCGGGGUUUGGAUAAAUGGCAUUCAUGGCCGUUUUUUCCAAAAGGUCCAGUAUGAGGGCCUGCAGUCCUGCUGCUUUGCCUGUGGGGUCGUUCAGCAUCCGUCCCACUUCUGUUCAGAGUCAGCCUCUCCUCUCCCCUCGGCCUCUACAACAGCGCCCCCGUCGGUGCCUGCCGCUUCGACCAUUCCUAGGGAUGGUUCAACUUCAAACCACCCGUUGUCAGUGCCUCUGCGGCCGUCUACCACUCCCUCCGGAGUGCCUUCUUCCCUGGUCACCUCACCGGUUGAGGAACUCGGGAAGUGGAACCUAGUUUCCCGCAAGCGCCCUCGUGCUCGGAAGCUAGUUUCAUUGGCUCGCCCUUCUCGCCUGCAGCCUCGCCCUCCUUGUUAG
Messenger RNA from Dendrobium catenatum, 870 nucleotides. RefSeq lists its product as uncharacterized. NCBI's taxonomy places the organism in Eukaryota, Viridiplantae, Streptophyta, Magnoliopsida, Asparagales, Orchidaceae. The record is from RefSeq and is a predicted model, not a curated record. The transcript has a single exon. The coding region runs from base 1 to 870 and encodes 289 amino acids.